This is a messenger RNA of Topomyia yanbarensis, 2692 nucleotides long. RefSeq lists its product as uncharacterized. The transcript is spliced from 12 exons. Gene Ontology annotation, biological process: proteolysis. Lineage: Eukaryota; Metazoa; Arthropoda; Insecta; Diptera; Culicidae. The record is from RefSeq and is a predicted model, not a curated record. Gene Ontology annotation, molecular function: serine-type endopeptidase activity. The coding region runs from base 80 to 2656 and encodes 858 amino acids.
UCGAAAGAGGAGUGCAUCGUUUAGGUCUCCGGCGAGAUUCCCAUGCUGUCAUUGUUUAAAUAUUCAAACGAAAACAUCGAUGAUGAUAAUACAAUUCGCACUGUGUUUUAUGCUUCGUUGGAUUUUCGCCAGAGGAGAACUUUCUCCUACAAGUGCAUUCCAAACUAGUCAAUUGAACCCAUUAAUGCCAAAUGACGAGCAAAGUGUGAGAGAUUGCCCGUAUACAAAUUAUGCGUACGCGAAAAGUGGAUUGGCUAGUUCUAUAUUCUCAGAACCCUACAAUGACAAGACGUUCGCACAUGUCGUGAAACUAGCAUCCACAAAUCUUUUGUGUGUUGGUGUGAUAGUCGAUAACAUGCACGUGCUAACCACGCGCGAUUGUGCUUUAGAAAACCCAAAAACGAUCAACUUUCACAGUGCAAAUUAUUCCGAUUGGGAUAUUGAUUCAACAACGCACCAUCUGAGUCUAGGUGUUGCUUUGCUGAAGCUCAAAACCAGUUUAAAAAUCAGCAAGCAAAUUACACCUGCAUGCUUCUGGACCACAUCAACCAAACGCGGAUUCCCUACUAUACAACGUGUUUUUCAGGAUGAACACAGUGGAACUUUACUUAAUAGCACAACAUAUUGCCCGCUUUCUGAGCGUGAACCAUGUUUCGCGGAUGCUAAGAAAAUAAAUGAUGGUUUCUUGCAAACUCCUGCCAUUUCCAAUUAUCGAUCACAUCCUUUUGUUGUCGCAUUCGGUUUCAACGAAGAUGGAUCGAUGCUGGAAGUAUCUGAGUACGCUGAAUGGAUUCGACAGGAAACUGUGAUCGAUCUUAAUGCUAUUGAUUGUGCUACGAAAUAUUUCCAGUUUAGAGAGUAUGAAGCCAGCACCAGAAGACAUAUUUCAGUCGAUCCUACCAGUAGUUUUCAAUCGAUUCAGCUUCAAAAUGCAAUCAUGUCAAACGCAGUCAAUAAUUACUACAAGGUUUCAAUUGGACACUAUCUGGAGGAUCCUGAACGAGAUACGGUAAUAACCUACGACUGCUAUGGAACCCUGAUCGAUCGUCAGUAUGUUUUAACUGCGGCAGGUUGUGUGAGUGAUUGGUCAAACCACUCAUUUAUAGUUAGGAUGAAUCAGGUUAGUAAAUAUUUGCCGCCCACUGAACCAAAUCUUCCCUGGAUCGAAAUCAAUCCAUAUGAAGAGGAAUCGUACGUUUCCCACAUCUACAUUCAUCCAAAUUUCAGUAGAACUCCACUAGAAAACGAUAUUGCAUUGCUGCAGUUGGAUCCUACUGAAUUUAAUUUCAACAAAUAUUUCAAGCCUGCGUGUCUGUGGACCUACGAUCAGCUACCAGCGCAUGAGUUCCAAACUAACGGACAUGGCCCGCAGAGAACUGCUGGAUUUCAAACAACUGCAUUGGAUGAUAAACAAGCGACUGAGCUUUAUUUGAAAUCAAACGUGCUUGAUGAUUGUCCGUUGAAUCUGACAAAACACCAAAUAUGCGUUGGAAACGCUUUUACGGUAGUGCCGGGAGCAUGUACGAAUAACUUCGGAUCUGCAAUGUCACGCGAAAUUUGGGUGUUUGAACAAUUUAUUCUAUACUUUAUAUUUGCCAUAAGCAGCCAGGGCAAAAACUGCGGAUUCAACACACCGUCCACGUUCACCGAAGUUUCACCAUACACCAACUGGAUCGACGCGAUUGUUUUUUCAGACAACAUACAAUUCAAAGAUUCAAACGUAUAUUACGGUGAUGAAUGUACAAAUGCAAAUGGAACAUCCGGCGUUUGUCUGGCAAUCGAGGAAUGUCCCGGCAAAAUGGAACAGACUGUGGAUAGAAAUAAUACUGAUUUGGAUGAUAUUCGAUGUGGUUUCGAGAAAGAUACCUCACUUAUCUGCUGCACAAUCGUAGGCAACAUUCGAGCACACCCACCAAACGAAGGAUCGAAGGAAGUUAUGGAAGAGAUUGAAAAUUGCUCACAACUGUACUUCGAUCUCAGAGAAAAGGAAGGGAUGCGUAAUAGUGACACUUAUUUGGCAUCUAUCAAAUCAGGUUCGUCAAAUGUUACCUGUGAUGCUACUUUGAUUACCAGGUCUUUUUUGAUUACCUCAGCCAAUUGUUAUAAAAGAUUUACGAAUCAUGAUGACGUACUUGUACUUAUUGGUAAAACUCCAGAACAGCAGAAUAGCACCGUUGAGAAAGCAUUGAUCCACCCGAAAUUUGAUACAGAACUUCGGUACGGCAACAUCGCUGUGUUGAAGUUGACGAUGCCAUUUUCAAUAAAUAAAGCCGUUAUUCCUGCCUGUUUGUGGCGUAAUUCUUCCCAUGUGCCAUUUUUGCUACAGGCGACUGGUGCAGGGGAGAAACCUUUCAACAUUCCAGCUUUUCCAUUAUAUCAUAAAACUUGCGAAAAGAAAGGAUUCAAUAAUCUUUCUAAUUCGGAACUGUGCGUUUCAAAUGAGGACGCUGCUCAAGCUUUCGAACCGUUGAUACAUAGUGACGGAGGAACUGGACUUUACAACAGUUGGUCUGAUGUGAUAAAUAAGGUACAAGUUUCCUAUUUGGUGGGAGUAUUUAAUCAUGGAACUGUUUGCGAAAAAUGCGGCACAGGAGUGUUCACUAGAAUAAGUCAUCAUUUUGGGUGGAUCAAAAGUGUUAUAUACCGUAAUGCAUAAUGUUAACUUUCGCCUAAAUAAACGCGUUGACCAGAA